Molecule: messenger RNA, 594 nt
Organism: Peromyscus californicus insignis
Lineage: Eukaryota; Metazoa; Chordata; Mammalia; Rodentia; Cricetidae
Product: GTPase HRas-like
Exons: 1
Coding region: 25-594 (189 amino acids)
Biological process (GO): cellular senescence; Ras protein signal transduction
Cellular component (GO): plasma membrane
Molecular function (GO): GDP binding; GTPase activity; GTP binding
Source: RefSeq, a predicted model, not a curated record
GGAGUGACAGUCCCUAUAGAAUCGAUGACAGAAUACAGGCUUGUGGUUGUGGGUACUGGAGGCGUGGGAAAGAGUGCCCUGACCAUCCAGCUGAUCCAGAACUAUUUUGUGGAUGAGUAUGUUCCCACCAUAGAGGACUUCUAUCGGAAACAGGUGGUCAUUGAUGGGGAGGCAUGUCUGCUGGACAUCUUAGACACAGCAGGUUGGGAGGAAUGUGCUACCCUGCGGGACCAAUGCAUGCACACAGGGGAGGGUUUCCUCUGUGUGUUUGCCAUCAACAACACCAAGUCCUUUGAAGACAUCCAUCAGUACAGAGAGCAGAUCAAGCGAAUAAAGGACUCAGAUGAUGUGCCAAUGGUGCUGGUGGGGAACAAGUGUGACCUGGAUGCUCAUACUGUUGAGUCUCAGCAGGCCCAGGACCUUGCCCACAGCUAUGGCAUCCCCUACAUUGAAACAUCAGCCAAGACCCGGCAGGGUGUGGAGGAGGCCUUCUACACACUCGUCCGUGAGAUUCGGCAGCACAAACUGCAGAAGCUGAACCCUCCCAAUGAGAGUAACCCUGACUGCGCUAACUGCAAGUGUGUGCUGUCCUGA